UUGAAUUUAUUUUUGCACCCAAAUAUGAGAUUAUCAGGAAAAUGUUUAGAUGGUUCAAGAUACCAUUUUGCUCUUUUAGCCUUAAUAGUGAUGCUUAGCAGAACAUUUGCCCAAGACCAGAGCUGAAUGGAUUCAAUAUUUGGGAGUAUUACGAGUGGGAAUCAAGGAAAUCUUCUAACUAUGGCUAUAAGCACAGGAAAAGGAAUAAAUGAUCUUGGAGAAUAUGAUUUUUGUAUUAAUAAUCCUGGAACUGCCUUUAAAGCAAAGGAGCUUACCUAUGUUACUAUUCAAGCGUUUCCAUACCCGCUUUAUAUCGGAGUAUGCUUACCUUUAUCAUGUAACAGCAAGAAUACUCAGAUUAUCCAAGACGCACUUUCAAAACUAAUUAUAUCACAAGGGAUCCCCGCAUCUGCUCUGAUAGUGUUUCCGGAUUCAGAACCACCAACUGUUCAGGCAAUAAACUGGAUAGGCUUCUUUGCAUUCUGAUUAUUAAUAGCAAUCUGACUUCUUGGAAUUAUAGUUGAAUAUUCUAAUCUUUUCGGAAGAGUCGACUAUGAAGGUAUUGAAGACUCCAAGCAAGACAAAGCUCUCGUCGACUCUAAGAACACCCUCGGCAAAUUCUUCCUAUCUUUCUCAUUUUCAAGGAACCUGAGGAAAAUGUUUUGGACUCCACAGAGGAGUGAUGACUACCUGAGUGUGCUCAAUGGGCUGAGAGUCAUAAGUAUAGCUUAUAUUGUUUUUGGACAUAUUCAUGAAGCUUUUGAAUCUCUCCCUGUAAUCAACACACAAUCUCUACCUGAGCUUUUAACAAGUUGGUAUGGAAUUUUUGUAAUGGGAGCUUUUUACUCAGUGGAUACAUUUUUCUUCCUCUCAGCUUUUCUUGGGGCAUAUCUGAUGAUUCCCAAACUUCAGGGAGGAAAGAUCUUCACAUUUGUCAUGAUCUAUGUUCACAGGUUCAUCAGACUAGUGCCAACUCUUGCUGUUUUCCUUGCAUUUUUGAUAACAUUCCUUAACUUCAUGGGAUCUGGACCUCUAUGGUACUUUACCGACCUAGUUGUCGUACAGCCUUGUAAAUAAGUAUUGGUGGACGAUUCUGACAUUUUCAAAUAAUUUCCAUCCUUCUCCGCCUGAAAUUCCGUGAUUAAGCAUUCUUUGGUAUAUAGCCAAUGAUAUGAUGUUCUUCAUGAUUCUACCUUUCGUCAUACUCCUUUAUUGCAGAAAUAAAUUAGCUGGAUACUCCAUGACCGGGCUAUUGAUUUUAGCAAAUAUUAUUACUGUUUUCACCUUAUCGGAAAAGAACCAUCAUUCAAUGGCAAAAGUUAAAGACACAAAUAACAGAGAGAUCUAUCACAUGCCGUACUCAAGAUUUGGGGCAUACUUCGUUGGAUGUCUUUUUGGAAUGUUCUAUUACGAAUGGAAGCAAUCAAAGACCAAUCCUAAUUACCAAAGAUCUCCAGGAGCCUUUUUAUACGGAUCGAUAGAAUCUAGUCGGAUUUUGAGAAUCUUCUUACAUUUCCUUGGGGCUGGUAUUAUUUUGUUCCUCGUCAUGAUCACCUAUACAGAAACAAGAGUUCUUGAUAAGAUUAUUUGGCCUCAGAUGGCAUCAAACUUUUUCAAUGCUCUCCAUCGACCAAUAUUCGUUAUUGGUCUUGCACUUUUCUUGUCUGGUCCGAUGGUUGGAGGAAGCAAGUUUGUAAGAUUUAUUUUGGGAGGAUCAGCCUGGGCUCCAUGGGCAAAGAUAACCUUCAUGGUAUACCUUGUACACGACAUAGUACUAACCUGGUACUAUACUCAAACUAGACAAGCUUUAUAUAUCACAAAGAGGGUAGCCAUUUACUAUUGGUUUGCUGCGCUGAUACUAUCAUUUCUAUUAUCAAUACCAGCUGCCUUAAUAAUAGAGUCUCCUAUUCUCCAACUAGAGAAAUUAUUACUAUUCCCUCCAAAGAGCUCUAAAGGCCACUUUCACAAGCCUCCAGAAGCCGAAAACCAAAGACUCUACGACACAGAAGUAAAUUCAGAGACCAUAGAAACCCCCUCAGCAUCAUAAAUCCCCAAAUCCCACUCAAAAACACCUAAAAUCUAAUCACUCUCCCUUCCU
Moneuplotes crassus is the source of this 2098-nucleotide messenger RNA. NCBI's taxonomy places the organism in Eukaryota, Ciliophora, Spirotrichea, Euplotida, Euplotidae. The record is from the annotation of a GenBank genome assembly.